CUGCCUGCUGUCCUGAGGUGUUUUUACCUUUAGCUCUUCUCUGGAUGACUGGGGUGGAGGCAGGAGCUUGCAUGGAGUCCCUAUCCCAACCUGUAUUCUACGCACAAGGCUUGGCAGAUGAAGACUGCCUGUGGUACUUGGACAAGAAUGGCUCAUGGCACCCUGGCUUUGACUGCAAUUUCUUCACCUUUUGCUGUGGUAACUGUUACCAGCGCUAUUGCUGCAUGGACCCCCUGAAGCUUAUCACGGAGCGACAGCAGAAGCACUGUCUUGCUUUCAGCCCAAAGACCAUCGCUGGCAUCGCCUCCGCCGUGGUCCUCUUUGUGGCCAUCGUUGCCACCAUCAUCUGCUGUUUCAUGUGCUCCUGCUGCUACCUGUACCAGAGACGGCAGCACACGCGGACACCCUUCCACGGCCAGGAGAUCCCAUUGUACAGCUACCCAGCUCAGCCACCAUGCACCUACCCUGUGGAUCCCAAAGCAGGCUUUGCACCUCCCCAGCCAGGCUAUGCCCCCAUGGCCAUGUAUGCCCCCACGGCCCCUGCAGCACAGUAUCCGAUGUACCCAGCAGGCCACCCACUUUACAACCCAACAGCGCCCCCACCCUAUCUCCCACCACAGCCCACCUACCCUGGAGCCUGAGGGGACCCUCCAGAGACUGCGGAGUCAGCGCCUUGGGCCCUGGACUGGGCGCUUCUGAGCCCCUGCCGGGGGCUUCUCUGCUGCACUGUGGCUCCUAUGAACCUCAGCCAUCCUGUGCCCGGCUCCAGACUAGCCCUUGGCCCCUCUCCCCUCCCCCCCGGUCCUCUCCCGCCUGCUGCACUGAGAGCAUGCCAAUUGACAAAACAGACGGGCCCACUUAGGGCUGCUGGAUGGAGUCCUCCUGUGGUCCCCGGGCAUGGCAAGUGGGUCUCUGUGGCAUGCUGAAUGGGGUACUCCCAUAGUUGCUAGGGCAUGCCCAGGGGUCGCCCUGUGGUCCCAUGAGCAUAGUGGUCCCUCCAGGGCAUGCUGAAUGGUGUAUCCCCCACAAUUCUCAGGGCAUGCCAAUUGGGACUGCUGGGGGUAUGCCGAGCAGGAUCCCCCCGCAGUCUCUGCAUCAUUUCCAAGGGGGUCACAGUCAAUGUUCUCUCUAGUCUUUUCCAUCCAUUUGCAGAAUAAAUUUUAUGCACACCAUGGCAUGUGUAAAGUGCACCACCAGCAAGAAAAUAAAAGUCUAGCUGUGGGCGCUCUGCUGCCCAGCUGGGCGACAUUUGAA
Pelodiscus sinensis (Chinese soft-shelled turtle) is the source of this 1254-nucleotide messenger RNA. The record is from RefSeq and is a predicted model, not a curated record. NCBI's taxonomy places the organism in Eukaryota, Metazoa, Chordata, Testudines, Trionychidae.